This is a messenger RNA of Ostreococcus lucimarinus CCE9901, 927 nucleotides long. RefSeq lists its product with no specific name. The transcript has a single exon. The record is from RefSeq and is a predicted model, not a curated record. NCBI's taxonomy places the organism in Eukaryota, Viridiplantae, Chlorophyta, Mamiellophyceae, Mamiellales, Bathycoccaceae. The coding region runs from base 1 to 927 and encodes 308 amino acids.
AUGGCGCGGAAGAAGACAAAGAAGCGUCCGGUCAUCGCGCGCGACGACGUCGAGUCGCGCGCGACGCUCAAAAGCGACGAUGAAACGGAAGAUUACGACGACGCGGAUUCGUCGCCCGCGCGCGUUCCGAACGGCGUGGACGCCUCGCGCGUCGCGUUCGGCGCGCGGGCGUCGCCGUCGCGCGUCCGAGGCGAAGACGAAGGACCGGUGAAGCUGUGCGUCACGGUGCGGCCGCAGGUCGUCGUCGACGACGACGAAGCGUCGAUGCGGAUAGAUAUUUUAGAAGAGGUCGUGGAGGAUUUGAAGCUCGAGCUCGACGGGUACCGAGCGGCGGCGCGGGAGUUGGCGAUCGAGAUCGAGGCGAAGGAUAGAGCGCUCGAGGCGAGCGCGAGGGACACGCGACACGAAAAGACGGAGGGACGCGCGCUGGCCGUGCGCGAGGCCACGGCGAGAUUGACGGAUAGAUUGGAAAAGGCGGAGAAAGCGGUCGAGCGCGAACGCGGGGAUGGCGAUCGAGGACGCAAAGCUUUGGAGACGCUGAAGAAAAUGGAAGCCGAACUCGAGCGGCGGAUGUGCGACCAAGACGAGGCGUUCGAGCUCAAGUGGGCGCAGCGCGUGGCGGAGGCUAACGCCGAUCGAGACGCGUUUCGUGGUAAACUCGCCAAGCUGGAGGGCGAGAUGGAGACGGUUAAAAUCUCGGAAGAACGCGCUCGGAGCGAAUUGGUUUCGGCGAAACGUCAAAUCGACGAGUUACAGCUCCGUCUAGCCCGAGCGCUUUCCGCGCCCGCACCGCGCGGAAACGAGCGCACGGACGAUCCACGCGACGUCGUCGACGACGACGCGUCGAAACCUCGUCGUGGUUUCUUUUCCUUCAUCACGGGCGUGCCCGAGGCGCCGAAAUCGGACCGUCCCGUCGUCGACGCCUAG